Messenger RNA from Pipistrellus nathusii (Nathusius's pipistrelle), 1140 nucleotides. Lineage: Eukaryota; Metazoa; Chordata; Mammalia; Chiroptera; Vespertilionidae. The record is from the annotation of a GenBank genome assembly.
AUGAGGACAAAUUGUUCCAGCGGCUCAGCCUGCGCUGCCAACAGUUCGGAGGAGGAGGAGCUGCCAGUGGGGCUGCGGGCACCUGGGAACCUGGAACUUGUCUUCGCAGUGGUGUCAGCCGUGAUGAUGGGCAUGCUCAUGUUCUCGCUGGGGUGCUCCGUGGAGAUCCGGAAGCUGUGGUCCCACAUCAGAAGACCCUGGGGCAUCGCGGUGGGGCUGCUCUGCCAGUUUGGGCUCAUGCCUCUUAUCGCCUAUCUCCUGGCCAUCAGCUUCUCCCUAGCGCCCUUGCAAGCGAUUGCUGUUCUCAUCAUGGGGUGCUGCCCGGGGGGAACCGUCUCUAACAUUUUCACCUUCUGGGUUGAUGGAGACAUGGAUCUCAGCAUCAGUAUGACAACCUGUUCCACAGUGGCUGCCCUGGGAAUGAUGCCACUCUGCCUUUAUCUCUACACCUUGUCCUGGAAUUUUGAGCAGAAUUUCACCAUUCCGUAUCAGAACAUAGGGAUUUCCCUCCUGUGCCUGACCGUUCCUGUGGCCUUUGGUGUCUAUGUGAAUUAUAGGUGCCCCAAACAAUCCAAAAUCAUUCUCAAGAUUGGGGCCAUUGUUGGUGGGGUCCUCCUUUUGGUGGUCACAGUUGCUGGUGUGGUGCUGGCGAGAGAAUCUUGGAAUGCAGACAUCACCCUACUGAUCAUCAGUUGCAUCUUUCCUUUGAUUGGCCAUGUCGCGGGCUUUCUGCUGGCACUUCUUACCCACCAUUCUUGGCAGAGGUGCAGGACAAUUUCCUUAGAAACGGGGGCCCAGAAUAUUCAGAUGUGCCUCACCAUGCUGCAGCUCUCUUUCACUGCCCAGCAGCUGGUCCAGAUGAUCAGCUUCCCCCUGUCCUAUGGACUCUUCCAGAUGGUGGAUGGAUUUCUCAUUGUUGCAGCAUAUAAGUUGUACAAAAGGAGACUGAAGAACAAACACAGGAAAAAGACCCCGGGCUGUGCAGAAGGCUGCCGUCACAAGCGCUCCACCUCUCCCCAAGAGACCGGUGCUUUCUUGGAGGUGAAUGAAGAAAUCGCUGUAACUCCUGGGACAUCAGAGCCGAUGGAUCCCCCUGUGGCUCUCGAGCCAACGGGCUCCAUCUCCUCAUGUGCACAGUAG